Molecule: messenger RNA, 1785 nt
Organism: Aspergillus uvarum CBS 121591
Lineage: Eukaryota; Fungi; Ascomycota; Eurotiomycetes; Eurotiales; Aspergillaceae
Product: Zn(II)2Cys6 transcription factor
Exons: 2
Coding region: 110-1642 (510 amino acids)
Biological process (GO): regulation of DNA-templated transcription
Molecular function (GO): DNA-binding transcription factor activity, RNA polymerase II-specific; zinc ion binding
Source: RefSeq, a predicted model, not a curated record
CCGUAUUUGUAAUGAUUUGCAAUCUGUUUCUCGGGUUCCAAGGCGAUAUACCCAUCAUCUACGCUGACGCGCUGGGAAACGCUCCACAACACUGGCCUUGUGUGGGACAAUGGUUCGCCACGGACGGCUGUCAACAGGCUGCCAAACUUGCAGGAAGCGGAAGAUUAAAUGUGAUAAGUUGCGACCAGCCUGUACACAAUGUGUUCGAUCUGGCUGGCAGUGCCCGCAGGACGCGGAUUCCGUUCAUCGAAUGUUUAUAUAUUGUGGCCCGCAGACGAUGGCGACCAACACACCCAGGUCAUUGCACACAACAACUUCACGGAUCUCUUCGUGUAAUGCGAAGCAACAACCCUUUAUCAAACAUGGGAGGGAGUAUCUCGAUCUAGAUUCAAGUAUUCCGAAGGAGGUAGUGCAGCCUCUACAUUGCCGUGCAACCGAAUACUACCUAGCAAACCAUGUCCUGCGACCGACCCGAGCGAUCCGGGGCUAUAAUGAAUACCUUUAUACAUUCAGCACGGAGGUCCUGAAAGACCCGAUGGUUGCCACGAGUCUGAGUGCAGUCGGACUCGCAGCCUACUCCCACAAGUAUCGAUAUCCAGAAAUCUUGAGCGAAGCAAGGUGUGAAUAUGUCCGAUCCUUGAGAUUCAUUAAUUCAGCACUCUCGUCAUCGCAAGCGAACGCAGCAACUGAUGCGAUCGUCAUUUCAAUACUGCUUCUCAUCUCCUACGAGUCCCAUACAGCUGAGACCAGGCGUACUAUCUCAAACCGCUAUGCGCAUGUGAAAGGCGCAGCGACGCUGCUGUGUCUGCGAGGAGACGCGUCUAUCUCGUCUUGUCCGAGACGGCAGUUGUUUCAUCACCUAUUCUCAUGUAUCUCGGUACAUUGCAUUAUGUUGUCGCUUCCUUUACCGGGUGAUCUAGUCCUACUGCAUGAAAAGGCCUUAAGAUAUGUGGAUACGACGAGCGAUCCUUCAUGGCGGCUGUCGGAGUUGAUCAUCAAGGUGAUUGAGUUUCGUGAUGACCUACGAUCGGGAAGGAUUCGAGGUCCAGAUACUAUAAUCUUUGCCGCUCAGAAACUCGAUAGUGAGCUGGCUUCUGUAGCAGACACCUUUCCAUCCUCUUGGCAGUUUGAGAUUUUCACUUUGCGAGGGCGGUCAGAGUUGGUCUUUGGGGAGGACUUCCAUGUCUAUCCAGACCUAUGGAUUGGUUACACCUGGAAUAACCUUCGAGCAUGCCGGAUGAUUCUGCUUGACGAGAUCCGCCGGCAAUUAGAGCAACGCACGAUACUUGCACAACCCUGCAUAAUGGCUGGUUUACUACAGCAUCAGCAAACCUUGGCGAAGCUGCAUCAGCUGAGCUCAGAUAUAUGUGCAACAGUCCCACAGCACUGUGGCUAUCACUUGGAGCUACUGAAUUGCACAGGUCCAAAUGAAACCUCAACCCCACACAAGCACCUCAGGCAUAGUGAUACAGGUAUCCCGAGGGAUGCCGGUGCGCACCUUCUUUUCUGGCCCUUUAUAAAUGCCGGACAGUUUACUCCAUCACAGCACCAACGAAACUGGAUCGCCGGCCGCAUUCCUUCCGUGGGUCAGCAGGGAGCUCUUAUUGCCGACAUUCUGAAGUUGGGACAGCGAGUGUUUUAAUGCGGUGGAAGAGAAUAUAUUAAGGAUCUGAAUUAAAUAGAGUUGAACCUGCUUGGAAUUCCGGUUCAAAUGGCACACCACGGAGUAGAAAUAAUCGCAAGAUGUUGAGUUACGUGAAAGUGGACAAAGGAUCAGUGUUGCUU